This is a messenger RNA of Solanum stenotomum, 1493 nucleotides long. RefSeq lists its product as uncharacterized. Gene Ontology annotation, cellular component: cytosol. The record is from RefSeq and is a predicted model, not a curated record. Lineage: Eukaryota; Viridiplantae; Streptophyta; Magnoliopsida; Solanales; Solanaceae. The transcript has 4 exons. Gene Ontology annotation, molecular function: protein-folding chaperone binding. The coding region runs from base 260 to 1234 and encodes 324 amino acids.
AAACAACAUUUGUGGUUAAACACUUCCAACAAAGAAAUAAAAAAUGAAAAAUCAAAGAUGAUAAAAAUUUCUAUUUCUUUCUAUAUAUUUCACAAACUUUUCAAAUUUGCUUCUAAUUUUCUUUGGAAAUAUUGUUAAAGUUUCUAAAGGACCCCUUUUUUCUGAACUGCUGGGAAAGAUAAGGAGCUGUUUGAAAUUUUGAUAAUUGGGACUACAUAUUCACAAUAAUCAGAAGAAAUUGGGUUUAGGUAUAAGGAAAAUGGGGGUGGAUUAUUAUAACGUGUUGAACGUUGGGAAGACAGCGACGGAGGAUGAUCUAAAGAAGGCUUAUAGAAAAUUGGCAAUGAAAUGGCAUCCUGAUAAGAAUCCAAACAACAAGAAGGAAGCUGAGGCUCAAUUCAAGGAAAUAUCAGAGGCCUAUGAAAUUUUAAGUGAUCCUGAUAAAAGACAAGUCUUUGAUCAGUAUGGUGAAGAAGGACUAAAAGAGAUGCCAUCACCUGGAUGUAGCAAUAAUCCUCGAAACGCUGAGGACAUUUUUGCAGAAUUUUUUGGGAGCAGUCCCUUCGGAUUUGGAUCAGCUGGAGUUAAGUCCACGAGAUUCUCAUCAGAAGGAAGUGGUUUCGCAGGAUUUGGUGGGAGUGAGAAUAUUUUCAGGCCAGCUAGUGAUGGAACUGGUGCUAAUAUGCCCAAGAAACCACCACCAGUUGAGAGUAAAUUGCCUUGCAGCCUUGAGGAGCUUUAUUCUGGAUCGACGAGGAAAAUGAAGAUAUCUAGAACUGUAGUCGAUACGAAUGGGAGGUUAGUGACGGAAUCAGAAAUUUUAACUAUUGAUGUAAAACCUGGCUGGAAAAAAGGUACAAAGAUAACAUUUCCAGACAAAGGAAACGAGCAGUUGAACCAGCUUCCAGCAGACCUCGUAUUUGUAAUAGACGAGAAGUCUCAUGACGUUUACAAGAGAGAUGGUAAUGACCUUAUGAGGGACUAUAAAGUAACAUUAGCAGAGGCAUUGGGAGGAACAACUAUCAAACUAACAACGUUAGAUGGUCGUGCAUUGACGAUUCCAGUGAAUGAAAUUGUAAAACCUGGUUAUGAACUUGUGCUUGCAAAAGAAGGCAUGCCAAUCACAAAGGAACCUGGCAAUAGAGGUGUUUUAAAGAUCAAGUUUGAUGUUAAAUUCCCCACAAGAUUGACAACUGAUCAACGAACAGCCCUCAAACGCGCUUUGGGGGGCUGAGAACGUGGUAAAUUCAAUCGAUACUUAUCGAGGAGCUGGUGUAAAGCAGAAGAAUCACAUUAGAAGUAUAGAGUAUUAUUGUUCAUUCAUUCAUAUGUAAAAGGGAAAAAAAAAGUUUUUUUAAGAUUGGUUCUAGGAGAAAGCAAAGGAGUUGUGUCAAUUAUAAGUUUGUAAAUUGGUAUUUCUCCUUUAGUGCUGAUUGACUUGAUAUAGAAUGUCAGGAUAUUGAGAAAUAUAGAAGAAUUAUAUACGUUAUGGC